UCUGAGAGAGAGCAGUUUCUUCGACGCGUGGGGCAAGCUCUCGCUCGCAACUUGUCACGCCGGGCAUCCGCCACGUGGACAGCCUUUGCAUGCUUGCGGGCUCUCAAACAAUCGGUUACAAAUAUCAGGAUCUUGUCCGGUUUUGAGCAGCGGCAGCCGUCACAGAAUGUGGAAGCUGGGUGGAUUCGUGCGCUCCGGCGUCAAGCUCGCCACUCCCGCCACUCAAAGGCGAUCUUCCUACGUUGCCUCGUCGAACAUCCCCCGAGCAAGGAGAGUCUACGCAGUUCCUCCGGAAGAAGAUCCCAGCCAGUCUUACCACACGCGAGGAUACGCAAGCGAGGCACAGACCAAGGUUAACGAUGCCGAGCAAAAGGCCGAGGAAGCAAAGCAGGGAAUGAAGCAAAAAACCGACGAGGUUAGUGAGGAGGCCAAGGCGAAGAAGGAGGAGGCAAAGUCCGCCGCUAGCAAAGCAGCCGAGGAUGCCAAGGCCAAAGCCGAGGCUACCAAGUCCAAGGUCGGCGAAGCCACGGACAAGGCCACGAGCAAGGCCAAGGAAACGGUGAGUUCGGGCUCGCAGAAGGCCACGGAAGUGAAGGAGUCUGCCAAGGAGAAGAGCGAGGAAGCCAAGGAGCGCAUCAAGAGCAAGACAGGAGAAGCUGCCGAGCGGACUGGGGAGGUGAAGGAGACUGCUAAGGUGAAAGCUGAACAGGCCAAGGAGAAAGCUAGCGAGAUGGGAUCCAAGGCGAAGGAGACUACCGAGGGGACGGCCGAGAGUAUGAAGCACAAGCUGAGCGAGACGACGCAGGCCGUCAAGGAGAAGUUGCAGGAGACGAUCGAGGGUGCCAAGGAGCCUUUCCGCCGGAUGAAAGAAACUCUGGCCGGGAAGAGCGAGGAAGCGAAGCAAUCCGCCGAAGAGACUGCCGACAAGGCAAAGAAACAGGCUCGUGAGAGCACGUAAAUAUCUUUGCUUGCCUCUUUCGUUUUGUUUUGAUCUUCCAAGCAAAAGAUUUACCAGAAAGUCCAGAA
Selaginella moellendorffii is the source of this 1026-nucleotide messenger RNA. RefSeq names its product late embryogenesis abundant protein, group 3-like. Lineage: Eukaryota; Viridiplantae; Streptophyta; Lycopodiopsida; Selaginellales; Selaginellaceae. The record is from RefSeq and is a predicted model, not a curated record. The transcript has 3 exons. Bases 167 to 958 code for a protein of 263 amino acids.